AUGGCACUAAGCGCAGCACGUCAACAAUCAUCCAAUGCAUUACAAUUAAAUGAGGAUAUCAUGAAACAGUUAACACCUGAAGAAAUCGAUGAAUUUCGCGAAGCAUUUAUGAUGUUUGAUAAAGAUGGUAAUGGAACCAUUUCAACUAAAGAAUUGGGUAUUGCAAUGCGAUCAUUAGGACAGAAUCCCACCGAACAAGAAAUAAUGGAAAUGAUUAAUGAAGUAGAUAUUGAUGGUAAUGGACAAAUUGAAUUUACUGAAUUUUGUGUAAUGAUGAAACGAAUGAUGAAGGAAACAGAUUCUGAAAUAAUUCGAGAAGCAUUUCGAGUCUUUGAUAAAGACGGAAACGGUGUUAUUACAGCUCAAGAAUUUCGAUAUUUCAUGGUCCAUAUGGGCAUGCAGUUCACUGAAGAUGAAGUUGAUGAGAUGAUCCGAGAAGUGGAUGCUGAUGGAGAUGGUGACAUCGAUUAUGAGGAAUUUGUAAAAAUGAUGAGCGAUCGAUAA
Molecule: messenger RNA, 504 nt
Organism: Cercopithifilaria johnstoni
Lineage: Eukaryota; Metazoa; Nematoda; Chromadorea; Rhabditida; Onchocercidae
Source: the annotation of a GenBank genome assembly